Pygocentrus nattereri (red-bellied piranha) is the source of this 8290-nucleotide messenger RNA. It is a transcript of the gene arhgap33, whose product is annotated as Rho GTPase activating protein 33. Gene Ontology annotation, molecular function: GTPase activator activity; protein binding; phosphatidylinositol binding. The record is from RefSeq and is a predicted model, not a curated record. Gene Ontology annotation, cellular component: nucleoplasm; fibrillar center; Golgi apparatus. Gene Ontology annotation, biological process: small GTPase-mediated signal transduction. Lineage: Eukaryota; Metazoa; Chordata; Actinopteri; Characiformes; Serrasalmidae. The transcript has 24 exons. Bases 432 to 6242 code for a protein of 1936 amino acids.
ACCAUAGACGCAAUCUGGCAACCCUGCCCCUGAUUGCCCCUCAUUGGCUCAGGCGUGUACAUGGCGAAGAUGUGAACGCUCGCUGAGCAGCACACAUGGGCUGAGGCAUCGGGCUGGAGCGUGGAGAGGCGCACAGCGGGGCUGUGUUUUGCUUUGGGGGAAAAGAUCAGACUAGGACCAGGACCUGAUCAUCAUAAUCAUCAUCAUGAUCAUGCUGCCUUGAACCCUCGAACCAGCGUCUGGUCUCGAACCGCCUCCUCCUCCUCCUGCUUCCCUCCUCCCCUCUCUUCUCCUCCUCUCUUCUCCGCUCUUCUCCACGGCGCUUUUCUGAAGAGCACUCGCUGCUCAGUCUCAGUCUUGUCGCGGAGAUGAGCGCGCGGCCGCAAGUUCCCCCGCUCAUCAUCAUGUAAGUUAAGGGGGGAGGUCGAUUGAUGUGGCGGGCCAAAGAAGAAGGAGCUCGAGCAGCAAAUCGAGGAGCCUCGGCCAAAAGCAAACCCUGCGAAUCGGAUUUGAAAACGGAGGUCCUGCUCAGACCCCAGCCCCCUGAUCUGGACCUGGAUCUCGGAAUGGUGGCUCGGAGCACAGAUAAUCUGGACAGUUCCGGGGAGCCCGCCACCCGCUCAGUUGGCACCACUGCCAACUUGAAGGGGAAGAUGAGCAAGAGGCUGUCUGUUGUCAAAGGCCACUUCCCAAAGCUUGUAGACUGUGCCCACUUUCACUAUGAGAAUGUGGACUUUGGUUCCAUUGAGCUGCAGUUUGCUAGCGAGCAGAGCGAUGCUAGCUGGAGCUCAGCCAGUGCCAAAGACCUGGUCUUCCUUGUGCAGGUCUCCUGCCAGGGUAAGACGUGGAUGGUGCGCCGCUCAUAUGAAGAGUUCCGGACACUGGAUGCUCAUCUGCACCAGUGCAUCUAUGACCGGCGUUACUCCCAGCUACUGCCCCUGCCCGCACUCGCUGAGAUUGGGGACAGAGUGGAGAUCUUCACCCCUAUGCUCUCUGAGUACCUGAACCGUCUCUCCAUGAUCGUGGACAGUAAGCUGAACUGUGGGCCUGUGCUCACCUGGAUGGAGAUUGACAAUCACGGCAACCGGUUUCUGCUGAAAGAAGAGGCGUCUUUAAAUGUCCCUGCGAUUGCGGCAGCUCAUGUGAUCAAGCGAUACACUGCCCAAGCCAGUGACGAGAUCUCCAUUGAGGUUGGCGAUAUUUUGUCAGUGAUUGAUAUGCCACCCAAAGAGGAGACCACCUGGUGGAGAGGAAAGCAUGGCUUCCAGGUUGGCUUCUUCCCCAGUGAGUGUGUAGAGCUGAUCAGUGAGAAGGUACCCCAGUCUGUUAGUGGUCCUACCACUAAACUAGAGGGAGAUCCGGUCAGCUCCAAGCCUGGCGUUGCCAAUGCACCUGGACCGCCUUCUCCCACUUCAGUUCUUCAGCCUUGGUUCCUAAGAUUUGCUGUGUCCAAGAAACACGGCAAGCUGAUGGGUUUCUUGCGCACCUUUAUGAAGUCCAGACCCAGCAAGCAGAAACUGAAGCAGCGGGGCAUCCUGAAGGAGCGGGUCUUCGGCUGCGACCUGGGAGAACACCUCCUCAACUCCGGGCAAGACGUUCCCCAGGUAUUAAAGAGCUGCUCUGAGUUCAUAGAGAUGCACGGCGUUGUGGACGGCAUCUACAGACAUUCUGGAGUUUCCUCCAACAUCCAGAAGCUCAGGCACGAGUUUGACAGCGAGAAUGUUCCGGACCUAACUAAAGACGUGUACAUGCAGGACAUUCACUGUGUCGGCUCUCUCUGCAAGCUGUACUUCAGAGAGCUGCCCAAUCCGCUCCUCACGUACCAGCUCUAUGACAAGUUUGCUGACUGUAUGGGGGAGAUGACUGAGGAUGAGCGCAUGGUGAAAGUGCAUGAUGUCAUCCAGCAGCUACCUCCUCCCCACUACAGGACGCUGGAGUACCUCAUGAGACAUCUAGCCUUGCUGGCCACCAAGAGUGAGAAGACCAACAUGCAUGUUAAAAAUUUGGCCAUUGUCUGGGCCCCAAACCUGCUCAGGUCUAAGGAAAUCGAGGCAGUGGGGCUCAGUGGAGCUGACCCAUUUAAGGAGGUGCGCAUCCAGUCUGUGGUGGUGGAGUUCCUGCUCACCAAUGUGGAUGUGUUGUUCAGCGACUCUUUCACGUCAGUGGGCCGUUUCAGCGCAGCUCGCCAGUCCCUGACCAGACCAAAGUCCUUCGUGUCUACUCGGCUGCUGUCUCUGGAGGAGGCUCGGGCCCGCUCCCAGGCCCCUCUGCUUCUGCAGGGAUCUCCUCAUCCCCUCCAGGAUCGGUUCCACACAGUGUUGGACCUUCCUGGUGACAGAAGGAAAAGAGGCCUGAAGGUGCGGAAGGCAGCUGGAGGGAGCUGGAAGACAUUUUUUGCGAUUGGGAAGCCUGCAGGCUCAGGCCGGCGUAAGCCCAUACGGAUCAGCUCCUUAUUCCAGCCUGCAACCUCUCAUGCAGGUUGCAGGGUGGACAGUGUGACUCUGAGGUCAGCUAAGAGUGAAGAGUCUCUGUCUUCUCAACACAGUGGAGCAGGUCAGGGGAAGCUACAGCGCUUGCGAAGGCCUCGCUCCAGCAGUGAUGGCCUCUCUCUGGCCGCCUCCAUGGACCCUCAGCUCCUACCCCAGCCCCCUCCAGCUCAGAUCCCACCUAGCCGCUCAUACGACAGCUUGCUGCCUGAGGAGGCCCGAGAUGUGGAUGAGGAAGAGGAUGAGGAAGAUGACGAGGAGGGGGUAUACAUGCUGCCCGAUUUCUCGCAGGACCCUGCCGCCUCCUGGAUGGCCGAGGAUGUCAUUGACUUUAGCCCCACCUUCCCGGAUGACGGGCCAAUCGGGAUUGGAGGCAGUGCCAUCGCCCCUGGAGGCAGGGAGUCUCCACCCGCAGCUACACCCCCUCCCUACCGCUGCCUGAGUCACCAAGGACAUGCCCGCUCUGGCAGUCAGCGGUCAAUCACAGAAGACCCAGACUCUGUGCUCAACCAGUCAGAAGCUGCAGCCCGCAGGAGUCUGAUAUUGGCGGCUGCUGCCCCACCCCAGCAGGUGUUCUGCCAGCACAGGCCCUCUGCUGCCUCUAACCCUGCCUCUAGCAACACUCAGCAAGGAGAGUCCAACCUAAGCCCCUCCCACAAUCAGCCUUCUGCUCCGGCAACCUCUACCCCAUCCUCGCAGCCUCCACAGGAGAGGCGCUCCUUUACAAAGAAGAUGGUACACGCGCUGUCUCCUAAAGCACCAAAGUCACCUCCUCUGGAUAUAUCUGACCCCAUCGCCAUCAGCGUUCCUGCCAAGGUGCUGGAAAUGAUUGGCGGACGAGCUGGCGAAUUGCAGCCUGGGACUCCAGGGGGUGGACCUUCCCAGCCACCUCAAAUGAUAUCCAUGCUGCUGAGAUCAUGUGACUUCCAACUCACAGAGAGCUGCCAACUGGAGCUAAGCAGCAAGCUGGGCCACGAGGCCAAGAUCAAGGGCCCCAACAUUAUUGGUCCCACUGGUGCCCCCCUGCCCUCGCAGCAGCCUCCUCCCCCUCCUCCAAAAAACCCAGCACGUCUCAUGGCCUUGGCCCUAACGGAGAGUGCCAACAAAGCUCUCCGGCAGGGUGCUUCUCCUCCCUACCGGCCCCGGCAGACCCCUCCUGAGACCGACACCCGCUUCCAGAGGUCCCUCUCCGCAGACGCAGGGGCGCUGCUGUCCUCAGACCCUGACCAACUAUACUCCACGGUGCGCCCCCUGUCUGUGUGGAUGACUGAGGGUGAGGGUGAAGAUGGUGCUUCUGAGAAGACUCCAGACAGAUCACAUGAGGAGGAGUCAAGGUCACCCCAAGGCCAGGACACAGGAACGCUCUCCUCUGAUGCCUCAGUUUCUGAUUCUGGAGCAUCCAACUCUGAACUGUCUGCUGGCAGCUCUUCUGGGGACAACGAGAAAACCCCGAGCCCCAUCUAUAAGAAUCAGCAACAGCUUCCUCAACCACCAACAGAGCCUUCAAAAUCAAGCCCCCCCUCUGCCAGUGAGGCUCCCCCACAGAGGAAGCCCCCAGCCUAUGGCCGCCAGUUCUCCGCUCCACACCUCCAGCAACAGAAGUCCAGUACUCAGUCCAUGUCCCCUGCCCAAUCUCACUCCCAGCUUCUGCACUCCAAAUCAGAAAGCUCACCCUUGGCACAGGUACGUGCCUUCCAUCCCACACGACCCAAAGUACCCCCUAAACCAUUGGAUCUUGUCCCACAAAGAGCUCCACUUUCCAAUACCGACCGGCAGGACUUUACACGCCGCUCCCUGGACGCCGGACGCAUCCGGCGCAUGGUAGGUCCAGCUCAGGGCAACCCACCACUUUCUAGAGCUUUUUCAGAGCGCGUUAGUAGCACAUCAGAUGCACUGUCCCGCUAUCAUGCAGCAAGAAUGGCCAGCCAGGCGGCCCAGGCUACGCAGACUGUACAACCUCCCAUGCAGCAGCAGGGCCAGUUACCUCAUGUCCGACCUGCGUUCUCAUCUUCUGAAGACCCAUCCAAAAUGGAGAACUUCUACUAUGAGAUUGGUGCCCCUGAGCAUCCUCAAGGCCCACCUAGCUACUCCCAGCACAGCUACCAGAACAUGAGGCUUGAUCUAGAGGGUAACUACCGUCUUUCAGACCCAGCCAACCAGAGACCCCUGUCCAGGAGCCACCCUCCACCCCAGUAUUCACAGGUGCCUGCAUCCACCAGGACUCCUCAGCUUUGGUCCUCCGAGGCCACCCGUGCCUGGGCUGCAGCCCACUCACACUCCUUCUCCUUUUCUCACUCCCAUUCUCAUCGUCAUCCCCAAGACCAUCUGCCAGGUCAUCGCCACCCUCGGCUCCAGCGCCAAACAUCUUCCUCUGUAAAGCUGGUUCGUAGUGAAAUGCACCCGAUCCCCGCCUCUGCUGGCUUGCCAUCCUCCAGUUGUCUGGUGCCCCUGUCCGUGCAUCAACGCAGCCUGCACUGUCCACAGCGUUCACCCUCAUCUGACCUCACUGCCUCCCAGCUGCACCCGUACUUUGAAAACGGGAAAGUGUGCUAUCGGUACUUUGAGUCCUCCAGGCCAGAGGAGGCACUGCUGAGUCACCAUCAGCCUGCCACGUCAAAGUCGCCCCAGGCUCAGUCAUCCCAGACUUCCCCACUACAAGCACAUAAACCUCCCUCAAAAGAGCAGUCAGAGCCCAUCUAUGUGAACUACCCUUUCACCAGCCCUCCAGGAGCUGGAGUGAAUGCUAAGACCUGGGCCACCACUGAUCUCGAUGGAGAUACACAUCAAGUGGCUGAACCUCCUGCACCCCCUCCUGAGCCACUGCCAGAGGAUGAACAGCAGCCCUUAUGCCAGACUACAGAGCUGGAGAGUCCCACAACUAGCUUUGAAAGCCCUGCACAAAAUGACGCUGCCUCAGAUUCAAGAGCACUGGAAAUGCCCACCGAGAUCAACAUGGCGCACUUCCGCAGCCGCUCGGACCCUCAGACAUCCAGUUCGGAGCCUAGACACGCUUUGACAGGAAAGGACAUUGCCUCCUUGUUGAUUGAGAAGCUGGCAGAGGAUGAAAGAGAGGGUCCAAGCCUGGCCACAUCAUCCUCUGCAUCCUCCUCGCCCCACAUAGAGUACCCCCCUAACCCUUACCCCAGUCAGCAGCAACAGCGCCUUCCACCUGCCUACAAUGUGUACACCCCUGGACCAUCUCGGAGUCAUUUUGAGGGCCAGGGCACACCACGGGAAGGCUCUGGAGCUUUCCAACGGCAGGACCCCUUGCGCCGUUCUUCCGGCAGCCAGUACCGGCAAGCCUUUGACGUCAUGCCGUCUGGUGACCAUGUCCUUAAGUUUUACAGAAGUCAAGACUUUAUCCCAGCCCCCCAAGGAGACAGCACAACCCCUAACCCUUACCCCCCAAGACCUCAUUACCAGGACCCUCCAUAUCCUAGUCGAAGCCCCCAGGCUCACCCAGGCACACCACACACCUCUAAUUCUCCCAGCACAUCAGCAGCUUUCUCAAACUUGCCGCUAAGCACCCCAAGAGGAUACGGGCCCCAAAUGGCUGUCAAUCCAUAUAACCAGUACCCUUACCAGGCAGGUCCGGUCCUUCCCCACUACCCCAGUGCCCCACACAGGGACAUGAUCCUGGAUCCCACUCUUCGGCCUACAGCGCUCCGCGGCCAGCGGGGCCUAAACCGGCAGGGAAGUCUGCCCGGUCCUAACUGGACCAUCCACACAGAGGGCCAGACCCGCAGCUACUGCUGAAGCACAAUUGACCACCUUGUUAAGACUGAGUGUGAGAUCCAAUCUGAUGAAUGUCCUAAUAUAACCCCACUGCUGUACCAGUGAGAGAAACUGGGAGAGACAGACAGAACCAAGAUGGAGGUGUAAGAAGGCAAAGUUAAAGAAUCAAAGAAGUGAACCGUAAAGUGGCUUAGAUAUGUAAACAUUCCAGUAGACACUGUGCUGUCCAGCAGAGGGCAUAAGAGAAUUGUAUGGCUGCUGUCCCUCUGAAGGGAGUAUCAGGUAUUCGCAUAGUGGUGGUGUUUUUCUGCUUUAGGUACUUUCUGGGUUUAAGUUACUUUAUUACAAGCACACUAGAUGACAGGACAGAGAGAGCUGUACUUGGAAAUAAGCUCAGUUGAUUUGUUUUUUUCCCUUCCUUUUUUUUUUUGAGGAGGGGGGGUAAAGUCUGACUAUAACCUUGUGCUGCUGGUGGUUUUUAAAGAAGCAAUCUGUUCUAUUUUGUCUCAACGUUUCUGCUGUUGGUAGCAGCCAGACAUUUUUGUUUUUAUUGCUUUUUCAUUUUUUUAAGUUAACUUAAGUUUUCACUUCAAAGAAAGCAUGUAAAAUAUAUUUUUUUUGUUUCAGGUAUGUGAAGUAUAGGACUGUAAUUUUAGUUUUUAUUCAUUGGUAUAUAUGAGAGAGCGAGUGAAAGAGAAUGUCUUUUCAUUUUUGUAUGAGUGCUUCUGUCUCAUUAGUCUCCUGUUCAAAAGUACAUAAAAAGAAAGAGAAGGAAAACACUGCCAUUAGUGUGUAUGUGUGCGUCUGUCCAUAUUUAUGCAAGGUACAGCACUGUAUGUUUGGUUCUAAGUAGAGCAUGUGGGGAUCUCAAUAGCUGAACUAUGCCUGUAAUUGUUGUGCUGAUUCUUAAACGUUGCAUCAGUCAGUUGAAAACUAUGGAUAUAGAAUAGGAAAAUAAUACGGACAUAGGUUAGGAUUUUUGCUGUGACCAGUGCCCUUUACGUGUGGCAUCGGACACCUGUAGAACCUGUCAUUUUUCAGAGUCUGAAGAAUUGUGGAAAAUGUGAAUCCAAUCUAAUCCCUUUAGGUAAGGCAAAGCUCUGUCUGCAUUCAUAAGUUCCACAUAACGGUCACCACUACAGCAUAGUGUACACUACAUCAGAGGUAGCCAACUCCUGGUUACUGGAAAUCAAACUUCUUGGUCCUAUAAUUAAGUUCCAAAACUAAAACAUCUGAGCUCAAACCACUCUGAAUCUUCGGUGUCUGUAGUGGAGCCAUGUGUGGUGGAUUAGAAUUGUAAAUAAGCUCUGAUGAAGGGUAGAGCUCCAGGAGCAAUAUGUUGUCUGUUAAUUGUCACAAUACUGGCCUUUGCAGUACUUGCAUCACAGAUUGCAAACCACUAAACAUUCACUAAAUGCUUUAUGUGCUGUGAGCACUCUAACCCCUCACAGAUGGUCCAGAUGAGUCUUCAGUCAAGGUAUUCAGAUGAUCCAUCAAAUUUGUGGUUAAAAUAACAAAGGUAUUUAUAAAUGUGAUAUUCGAUUUAGUCUAUAUUUUGCAGGCCUAGUCUUUACAUGUGGUAGGUCAAUGCAAUGAAAACAUUUCAAUUGGGCAAGUGGAACCCCUGGGGAUCUACAUUUAAUAGUUUAUUGCCAAGCCUAAACAUUCAUCAUGCUGCACCUUCAGAUGUUGCUGAUGACUUUGUUUCAAUGGAUUGGGUGCAUUAGAUUAGGUUAGUGCUAAAAUUCUAUUCAAAGCCGGAUCUCCUGGUUGUACAUCCCUUAGGGUGUAACAGGGUUGACACCUGUAGGAAUAUUCAUAGUUACUGAUGCCUUUGCGUGAGCCAUUGUUCAGUAACAUGUUGAGGCAUGAACUUUACCUCUUGAGUAAGUAUUAAUACAGAUACUGAGCCUUUGCUCUCAUCGUGGUACAUGCCCUAUCCUUAAAGGAAUACUACAACACUUCUUAAUCUAAUCUCCAUUCACCACUUCUGUAGUGUACAGCCGAUUACUAAGUAAAAAAAAAAACAACCUGUUGGCUAAAAGCACAGUUGAAUUUAGAGCAGUAAA